Molecule: messenger RNA, 2118 nt
Organism: Hyaloperonospora brassicae
Lineage: Eukaryota; Oomycota; Peronosporomycetes; Peronosporales; Peronosporaceae
Source: the annotation of a GenBank genome assembly
AUGCCGCCCAAGGCGUCGGCAAAGGCGGCGGCGGCGGCGGCCGCCCCGCGCCACGAGCCCUACGAGCACUACACGUCCGCCGACCUGCGCCACGAGCUGACCGCGCGCCGCCUCCCGCUGCCCCGCACGGGCCCCCGCCGCGUCGCCAGCCGCGCCACACUCCUCGCGCUCCUGCGCGCCAACGACCACACGCGUCGCCCGCGUCGUCCCGCGUCGUCGCUGUCGCCCGUCGUGCGCGCGCGCCGCAGCUGCCGCUUCCGCCUCGUGAACGUCCUCCUGAGCCGCGCGUUCGUCGGCCGCUGGGACGCCAUGCGCCCGACCGGCGGCGGAGCGCUGAACCGCUUCUGGCGCGACGUGCACGCGGCGUUCCGGCAGACGACGCGCACGUUGGAACUGGACGCGCUGCUGUUCGAAGACGCGCUGUUUCAGGACGUGCGGCCCCACGUGGUCGUCGCGCACUCGGCCUCGCGGCUCGUCGAGAUGUGGUCCGAGAUGGUCGGCUUGUACCGCAGCGCAGUGGCGCGCGCGGAAGCUGCUGCUGCUGGAGAAGGAGCAAAGAAGGGAGCGGGCGCUGCUGGAGGCGACCGCUCGUUUGUGGACUUUUGUGGUGGUCGACUGGACCUGCUGUACCUGCACAUGGCGAUGCUGCUGGAGCCAAAGCUGUACGCGUUCCUCUUGUCGGAUGCGUUUGCUGUCGUGGAUACGAGCGGCCGGAACGACGUUGGAGCGGUUGAAGCGCAGAGGCCGAGUGCAACUGCUGCUGGUGCAAGUGGUGGUGGUGCAAGUGGUGGAGCUAAAGCUGCGUCGGGCGUUGCGAAGGGCGGCAGAGCUCAGUCUGCUGCCAAGUUGUUGCUGGCAGACAACCGCGGGACGGGUCAUGUGUCGACCAGCACGUCUCGCAAGGAUACGCAGGCUUCAGCUGCUACUGCUGCUGCUACUGCUGCUGCUGCUAGACCUGCUAUUACUUGUGGUGCUGAGCCUGCUACUGCCACUCGUACUGCAGCUAUGACUCGUGCUGCUGGUGCCAGACCUGCCACCUCCGCGACUGCUGUUGCGGCAGCCACUGCAACUGCUGCGGCUACCGCGAUUGUUGCCCCUCCUGUAGCUCCUGCAGCUACUGCUACUGCAGCGGCGGCGACAGCUGCAGCGACAGCGACAGCUGCUCCGGCAGCAACAGCUGCAGCUAAAAUAACUGCUGCUGCUACUGCGAUUACUACUGCUGCGAAUGCUGCUGCUACUGUGGCUGCUACUGCGAUUGCUGCUACUGGUUCUGCUGCGGUUGUGAAGCCUGCUCCUGCUGCUCCUGUAGUUGCUGACGAUGGGUCGAGGUCAACUGAUGCUACCCCUGCUGUCCCGCCUACCUCUGCUGCUCCCGCAAGACCGUGCAAGAUACCAACGCAGAAUCCAGAGAUGGACGAGUUUUCGACGCUUGCGACUUUGGCCGCAACUGGGAUGUUAGCAAAGACGACUGCUACUGCUGCAGGCACUGCUAGCACUGCUGGCACAAUGUCGAACGCAAAGAGGGGGUCGUCAGCCGCGCCGAGUCUGAAGUCAAGUGCGCGAAAGAAACCAUCAAGCACAGUUGGCAACAACAGAAAGACAGGAAGCCGUGGAGCAGGUGCACGGUCGGCGAGAGAACCGAGGCCAAAGGUGUUGCCACCGAAGCACAAACAGACAGAGUCUCGGUCCGAAGCAAGUGCUGCGAGCAUGCGUGUCCAAAGCAAAGCUCCUGUUGGUGACAAGCAUGCAAACACAACGGCGUCGUCACUCGGCAAACGGCCACGUGAAGAAAAGGAUACAGCGAUUGUCGCGGUCUCUAGCGUGAGCGAUAUCGUGCCACACUCCGGCAAGCAGACACACUCGGCAAAAAUGUUCUCGACAGCACUUGCUGGACGAGCAGUGGACGUGGUGUUGCCUCCUGAUGAGUGGGAUAUCCUGGAAGGCCGGCUGCGAAAAGUGAACGAGAACAUUGAUCGGUGCCAUCGUGGGCUAGCAAACGUUGACGCAAACGCCAGUGGUAACUACAAGCAGUCAUUGGAAGCCGAUCUGCGCUUUUACUCUGCUAUCAAGCAGCGACUACAGGAGCAACUCCUCGUGGUGAUGCAGAGUGGGUAUUAG